Messenger RNA from Impatiens glandulifera, 1449 nucleotides. Its product is annotated as serpin-ZX-like. Lineage: Eukaryota; Viridiplantae; Streptophyta; Magnoliopsida; Ericales; Balsaminaceae. The record is from RefSeq and is a predicted model, not a curated record. Gene Ontology annotation, molecular function: serine-type endopeptidase inhibitor activity. The transcript is spliced from 2 exons. The coding region runs from base 76 to 1275 and encodes 399 amino acids.
CUUCUCGAAGUAUCUGAUCUGAUCUUGAUCUCUCAACUCAAUUCCUAAUUCUCCUCUGAAUCUCUCUCUGCCGAAAUGGAUCUCCGAGAAUCGAUUAGUAAUCAGACGGACGUCUCGUUGUCGCUGGCGAAGCAGGUGAUGCUGAGCCAUGCCAAGCACUCCAACUCGGUGUUUUCUCCCUUGUCAAUUCACGUCGUUCUCAGCCUCAUAGCUUCCGGCGCCAAAGGCCCUACCCUCGAUCAGCUCCUCUCAUACCUUAAGUCCAACUCAAAUGAAGAUCUCAACUCUCUUUCUUCACAGGUAAUCGCUCUCGUCUUCGCCGAUGGCGAUCCCCUUGGUGGCCCCAAACUGUCAUUUGCUAAUGCUGCCUGGAUCGACCAGUCUCUAUCUCUUAAGUCUUCUUUCAAACACGUCGUGGAAGAUGUUUACAAGGCUGCUUCUAAUCAAGUCGACUUUCAAACUAAGGCUGUUGAAGUAACAGGGCAAGUAAACGCAUGGGCUGAGAAAGAGACCAAAGGCCUUAUCAAAGAAAUUCUUCCCCCCGGUUCAGUCGACAGCUCCAGUAAGCUAAUCCUGACAAAUGCUCUGUAUUUCAAAGGUUCCUGGACUGAGAAGUUUGAUGCAUCUGAAACAAAAGACCAUGACUUUUACCUUGUUAAUGGAAACUCAGUUAAAGUGCCUUUCAUGACCAGCAGCAAGAAGAAACAAUUUGUUUCUGCCUUUGACGACUUUAAAGUUUUAGGCCUUCGAUAUGAACAGGGUCAAGACAAGCGUAGCUUUUCCAUGUACAUUUUCCUUCCGAAUUCAAAGGAGGAAGGUGGUUUGACAGGCUUGGUAGAAAAACUUAACUCCCAACCUUCCGGUUUCUUAGAUCAACACUUGCCUUAUAAGAAAGUAAAAGUGGGAGAGUUUCUGAUACCAAGGUUUAAGAUUUCUUUUGGGUUCGAAGCUUCAGAAGUUCUGAAGCAAAUGGGAUUGAUUUCUCCUUUUACUACUACAACUGCGGGUGGUGGACUCACAGAAAUGGUGGACGAUUCAUCAGUUGGCCAACAGUUGUAUGUCUCAAGCAUUUUCCACAAGUCUUUUGUUCAAGUCAAUGAAGAAGGGACAGAGGCUGCAGCUGCUUCUGCUGGUGUGAUUGCUCUAAGGUCCAUAAUGAUUGAUGAUGACCCCAUAGAUUUUGUGGCAGAUCAUCCAUUUCUCUUUAUCAUAAGAGAAGAUCAAACUGGAGUGAUUCUCUUCAUUGGGCAAGUGUUUAAUCCACUUGAAGAUUAGUAAUAAUAAUAACAGAUUUUAGAAUCGGGAUGACUAUCAGACUAUGCAUAUGCUUCUUCUGUUGGUAGAGAAAGCAAGCUAAGCCGAGAUGUUUCUUGUUGUUGUAUAUUGAAUCCUUGUCUACUGUCUUUCUGGUUGUGUGUUUGUAUUUGAGCAGACUGUUUGUUGUUUGUA